This is a messenger RNA of Mesitornis unicolor (brown roatelo), 3102 nucleotides long. Its product is annotated as bromodomain adjacent to zinc finger domain protein 2B-like. Gene Ontology annotation, molecular function: protein binding. Lineage: Eukaryota; Metazoa; Chordata; Aves; Mesitornithiformes; Mesitornithidae. The record is from RefSeq and is a predicted model, not a curated record. The annotation marks the transcript as partial. The transcript is spliced from 10 exons.
CUGGACACGGCGCCCGCCGCCCCGCUCACCCCGCAGUCGCAUCCGCCCUCCAAGUCCCCCUCGCCCGUUCCCUCCCCGCUGCUGGGCCCGGCCUCUGCGCAGACCCCAGUGGCGCUGAGUCCUUUCGCGCUGCCGCCGCUGCAGCAGAUGAAGACUGGACUGCCGAUAAUGGGACUUCAGUUUUGUGGAUGGCCUACGGGAGUUCUCACCUCAAACGUUCCCUUUCCGUCCCCUUUGCCUGCUCUCGGAUCAGGGCUGGGGUUGUCGGAGGCGAAUGGUAACUCGUUCGUCACAUCUGGGGUUCCUGCGAGUAAAAGCGAGUCACCAGCACUGCAGACUGAGAAAGCAGCUUCUGCCCCUUCCGCAGCAGCUGAAGUGGCCAAGCCAGUAGAUUACCCUGUCCCAAAACCGAUACCAGAAGAAAUGCAGUAUGGGUGGUGGAGGAUUACUGAUCCGGAGGACCUAAAAUCUUUGCUUAAAGUGCUGCAUCUCAGGGGAAUAAGAGAAAAGGCCUUACAGAAGCAAAUCCAGAAACACAUGGAUUAUAUCACUCUAGCCUGCAUCAAAAACAAGGAUGUUGCAAUUAUUGAUAUCAAUGAAAAUGAAGAUAACCAGGUAACUCGAGAUGUUGUGGAAAACUGGUCAGUAGAAGAACAAGCAAUGGAGAUGGAUCUUGCUAUUCUUCAGCAGGUGGAAGAUCUAGAGAGGAGAGUUGCAUCAGCUAGUUUACAAGUUAAGGGCUGGCUGUGUCCUGAACCUGCGUCAGAGAGAGACGACUUGGUAUAUCGUGAACAUAAGUCAAUUGCUAGAUUGCACAAGAAGCACGAUGGGGAUUGUGCUGGAGGCGGCGAAGGCAAUGCCAGCUCUCUAGAGCGGAGGAGUGACAACCCUCUAGAUAUAGCUGUAACCAGGCUGGCUGACUUGGAGCGGAACAUAGAGCGAAGAACUGAAGAGGAUAUUGCUCCAGGGCUCAGGGUAUGGAGAAGGGCGCUGUCAGAAGCGCGCAGUGCUGCACAGGUAGCGCUGUGCAUUCAGCAGCUACAGAAAUCAAUAGCAUGGGAAAAAUCUAUUAUGAAAGUUUACUGCCAGAUCUGUCGGAAGGGAGACAACGAGGAGCUGCUGCUGCUGUGCGACGGCUGCGACAAAGGCUGCCACACGUACUGCCACCGACCCAAGAUCACCACCAUCCCCGACGGAGACUGGUUCUGUCCCGCCUGCAUCGCGAAGGCAAGUGGGCAAACUCUAAAAAUAAAAAAACUUCAAAUGAAAGGGAAAAAAGGUAACGAACAGAAGAGAAGCAGGAAGUUAGCAGGAGAUACCGAGGAUGAGGACUCUGCAACUACAAGCGCCUCCUUAAAACGAGGAAAAACAGACUCAAAAAAAAGAAAACUGGAUGAAAAUGUUUCUGUAAGCCAAUUAAAGCAAGAAAAUUUCACUGCUAUUAAGAAACCUAAAAGAGAUGAGUCCAAGGACCUGGCGAUAUGCAGCAUGAUUCUCUCAGAAUUGGAAACUCAUGAAGAUGCCUGGCCUUUCUUACUUCCUGUAAACUUGAAACUUGUUCCUGGUUACAAGAAAGUUAUAAAAAAACCUAUGGACUUUUCCACCAUUAGAGACAAGCUAAGUAGUGGACAGUACCCAAAUCUUGAAGCGUUUUCGCUAGAUGUCAGGCUUGUUUUUGACAACUGUGAAACCUUUAACGAAGAUGACUCUGACAUAGGCAGGGCUGGCCACAGCAUGAGGAAGUAUUUUGAAAAAAAAUGGACAGAGAUGUUCAAAGUGAGCUGAAGUUGCCCGACCUCCUCUUUCUUUCUGUUCCUUUUUGUUUUCCAUUAAAUGAGGACUGAUGAGACCAGCAAUGUGAACUGUAUUGACGUGGAAGUGCAAGGCACGUGCAUAACUAAUGACUGGUUUUUUCCUUUCCAGUAUCAUAGAGUCGUGAUCCUAGUUCUAAAGGCUUCACUCCUACAGCAACCAUGGCCCCUUGGUUAUUGGUUUGUGUGUUUUAACAACCUAAUUUAGGUAGAACAGGGAAGCACACCCAAAGAAUUUCAAAGAAAGGGGUGUUAUAGUGCAAUAGCAAUUUAAAAUAUAUCAAAACGCACUGAAUAUUCAACCACCAGAGCUCUACUUGGGGAAAUGGUUCUCUUUUCCCUUUCAAUAAAUAUCUAUUUUUCAUUUUUUUACUUUGUAGUUUAUUUUUUAGUGAAUGUAUUUAAUUUUAUGAAUUAUUUAUGAUUAUACAGCAUUCAGAAUCUUCGUUUUCUGUGAAAAGGAAGAAUUAGAAAAUUGCUUUAAAUCUUGAAAAUACAACAAGGAAUGUUUUAAAAUAUAAAACAAAGCCAAGUAAAACUGUUUACACUGAUGUGCUGUAAAAGCACUAAAAUUAAACUUUACUGUAGAGUUACAAGUACAUUUAUAUAUAUGUUGCUGCAUCACUUGUGUAGUUAAAUUGUAUUUCAAGACAGUGAAGAAAAAUUGAGACAUGUAUAUACUGUUCAUUAUUGUUUAUAUUAAGUCUUGUUUUAAAUAUGUAUGAUGUGUACAUAUUGUUUGCAGACAUUAUUGUUUAUGCCUUAGGAGGACGGUAGCAUUUUAUUUUAGUCUUAAGGUAAUUAGAGCUAUAUGGCUUGUACAGUAAUUAUCCUCUACCAACACUGUGGAGUCUCCUUAAUCUUGGUAGUGCCUGCCUUUAAAACAGGGUGUAGGGGAUAUUAGUUUUCCAUUUUUCUAUUUUGUUAUAUGAUUUCAAGCCACCACGGCCUCAAAUUCAAGUAUGAUCAUUUGUAUCCAUGUGGAAUAAAAUUGUGACGAUUUCCUACGCACACAGUAUUUUUUCAUAGAAGCAUUUCCCUCCAUUUGCCUUGCCACAGAAAUAACAAAAAAGACGUUUGUAACCACUGUGUUUUAUCUACUGUGUGUUGUGGUGGCCUGCUGGGGCAGAUAGACCAGGAUUUCUUUUGUACUAAUGUAAGAGUACUUGAAGUUUUAUUUAAAAGAAAUAUUGUGGAAAGGUAGCAUUCUUUUUCUUUUCCUUUUUUUAGGAGUGGUUUUUUUCACUAGUAUGUGUGGCACGGAUACAAUAAAAGACUGUUUUGCAAACCA